CAUAAUUAUUCAUUAUUAUUUAAUAUUUUGCGGGUGUUGCUUUUCUGUUCAAGAGUUGGCAAAUAAAACAGUGUUUUUUCGUUGAUAUUUUGUUAUUUGACUGGCUAAUGCCGUAGUUGAUCCAUCUCGCUAAAACGGAGUUUUAUUGAAUAUUGUAAUUGUAAUUUAUUAGCUUACGAUACGCUGUUAGUCACAUUUGUAUACCUUCUGUCAGGUCAAGGAAGUUAGUAGCAUUACUCGCGUAACAAACGGUAAUGUAGAUACUCAGAAUGGUCGCGUUCAAUUUAUCCACCUUUCCCGAAGUUUGUCGACUUUGUCUACAAACGAAACAUCCGGAUGAAAUGAUUUCAAUUGAAACCAAGCGACCAAUGUAUAGUGGAACGUUAAAGGAUGUGCUGGAGGAAUUUACUUUCAAAAUACCUGAGUGUGCUUCUCAUUAUUUCCCGACCGAAGUGUGUCUUAUAUGCCUGGAAGUUCUUGAUUUCUUCUAUAAGUAUAAGCAGAAGAUUACCCAUAUCCAUCUUUUCCUGAAAGCCUUCGUGGACGUAAAAUUGGGCGACAAUGAUCCUCUAGUGCAACUGUUAAAUGACAACAAAGAAUAUUACUCAAUUUUGUUCAAAGAUUUGGAUCUUUGCAAUAAGGACGAUUUGCUUGUGGAAGAUAUGCUUGAAGAAUACCAUCACUACAAGAUUGCUACCAUGCCGGAUAUCAUAAAAAAGGAACAUGACCAUGGGAAACGAGUGGAGGCUGAGGAGAUGGAUGACUUUAAUCUGCAUGUAGAAACUUUGGAAAGCUACGAAAACGCUAAGGAUGAUCAUUAUGUUAAACGAUUUUUGGAAGAAAUCGGAGAUUUUAAAAAUGUUACCAAAGAACAAAAAUUGAUAGAGAUCAAAGCGGAACCAGUACUCUUGUUACCUGCAAUAGGUUGUGAUUCGAAACUCAAUAUAGAAGAACAGCCUUAUUGUGGAUCUGAUCAAUUGGACGAUUUUUCGCAGGAUAGUGCAUUGAAAGAUGACAUUGACGAGACAGAAUAUAGUUUAAAUACGGUUAACCCUGAUGAGAACGAGUUAGAAGAAAAAUCCAAAGCUACAGAUGUUCACCUUAGACUACACGAACAAGAAGAUAAGCAUAGUAAAUUCUAUGACUCGUCCUGUUUGCCAGUUUUAAACAUUCAGCAGCAGUUCAAAGACCACCGUCCACAAGACAUUCGUAAAAAGCACGUUUGCGAUAUAUGUGGGGCUACCCUCAAACACAAAUACUCCUUAGAAGUUCACUUGGCUCGGCAUGCUGGAGUUACUCAGUUCCAAUGUCAGUACUGUUCGGCGUCAUUUCACACUAAAACGGAAACCCGAAAUCACUUGCGAUCGAUUCACACUACCGGAAGUAGUUGCGAAUGUUCCAAGUGUGGAGCUGUGUUCAAAAAUAAAAAACUACUGAAUCAACAUCUAGAAUCUCACGUUGAGAAGCGGAAUUUCAAAUGCGAAACGUGCGAAUUUGCGUUCAAAACUAUGCAGCAUUUGAAGCGGCAUAUAACAACCGUUCAUCGGGAGGUGCGGUUCAGUUGUAACCAUUGUGCGAUGUCGUACGGUAGGAAGGACAAAUUGAGGAUGCAUAUCGAACGAACACACAGCAUCCAAUCCUACUUCAACUGCGAUAUCUGCUUACGAUCUUUUGACGGCAAAUCUGCCCUAGAUGAACACAUGGGACAUCACGCCAGUCCGAAACCGCUCGAGUGUGGCGUUUGUCUAAUGGCGUUCGAAGAUAAAGUUUCGUUUGAUGAACAUAUGUGCAUCAGUUAUCGGGAUGAUUACAAAUGCUGCGGAAAAGAUUUUAAAUACCACGUACACUACAAUCGCCACAUGCUGAUGGAGCAUGGGAUCAAAUCGAAUGCUCGGGUUAAGCCAAAACGUGGACUGUUGAUUGGUCAGCUGCGAGCUGAUCGUAGACAACGUACAGUUCAGUGUAGGAAAUGUUCGCAAAGCUUUUCAUCCGUUACCGAGCGUAAAGGGCAUGAUUGUAUCGGCACAAGACUGAACAUUUAUUCGGGUAAUGUUCUGACAGGGCCCGAAGAAUGUGUGGAUAGCAAUGAACCAAUGCAAAUGUGUGAAAUGGGUGAGGAGGAGCAUCUGGAGGAAGUUUAUGAUAAUGUAGAAAUUAAUAAUGAAACCGAGUAUAUCAUAAGUGAGGUGAUGGAGGAAGAAGCGAGUAUAGAGUGUUGAGCAUAUAGUGGUAGCAAACUGUUUUUUAGAAAAGUUA
Molecule: messenger RNA, 2256 nt
Organism: Topomyia yanbarensis
Lineage: Eukaryota; Metazoa; Arthropoda; Insecta; Diptera; Culicidae
Product: zinc finger protein 616-like
Exons: 3
Coding region: 270-2219 (649 amino acids)
Biological process (GO): regulation of transcription by RNA polymerase II
Cellular component (GO): nucleus
Molecular function (GO): RNA polymerase II cis-regulatory region sequence-specific DNA binding; DNA-binding transcription factor activity; zinc ion binding
Source: RefSeq, a predicted model, not a curated record